Messenger RNA from Plasmodium gonderi, 1803 nucleotides. RefSeq names its product kelch domain-containing protein. The record is from RefSeq and is a predicted model, not a curated record. Gene Ontology annotation, molecular function: protein binding. The transcript is spliced from 4 exons. The coding region runs from base 1 to 1803 and encodes 600 amino acids. Lineage: Eukaryota; Apicomplexa; Aconoidasida; Haemosporida; Plasmodiidae.
AUGGACACUUUUAGCACAGCAGCAGAUGAACCGAGGACAGAUGGAAAGACAUUUAUGGAAAAAGUAAAGGAAGAAAUGAAAAGCAGUGGAACUGCAGUUGGCCCACAGGAUCCAAAUAUGUUUUACACAGCAGAAAGGAUUAACGCAGUUGAAAGAAUUAACACAACAGAAAUGAUUAAUGCAAAAGAAAAGGCUAACGCACCUAAUAUGGAUAUCCCUGGUUAUACUGUCAAUCAUCCCGGACCCCAUAUGAAUAAUAAUUCAACGAAUGUGAUUAACAAUUCCCCUGGAAUAGAAAACUCUAAUGGCGUAGCUAAACGAUUAGAUAAUGUGGUGAAUACACAGGAUAAAACUGGACAAAUUGCAAAUGCUGAAAAAGAUGCAGACAAUGAAGGGUUGAAGAGUAGCAAUAAAAACACAAAUAAUGUAAAUUCUGAAAAUGAGACAGUGGAAGAAAAAGUGGGGAAUCAUAAUAUAAAUAUGAAUCGUAAUGAAGAUAUGUCAGAGGGUUUUCUUUCCCCACCAGUUUUUCAUUUAACUGAAAUUAUGCACAAUGAAAAAUGCUUUAAAAAAACAAAGGGCCACAUAGCAGUUGAAAUAAAUGGUGAUAUAUGUAUAUAUGGAGGUAUGGCACAAAAUAAAUGUGUUAAUAAUUUUAUAAGGUAUGUGCCCGGUAUAAAAUUAUUUGAAAAAAUUCGAUUAAAUUCAGAAGACAUUGCACCUCGAGCAUUUCAUUCUGGAAAUGUUAUAUCGGAAAACAAUAAAAACAGUAUCCUCAUAUUUGGUGGGAUAAAUGAUAAAGAAGAAAUUCUUGAUGAAACAUACAAAUUUGAUUUUCAGGCAAAAAAAUGGGAACGAAUAGAAUGUAAUGUGAAACCAUGUGCAAGAUAUAAACAUGCUUCAUUUAGCUAUAAGAAUUCUAUAUUCAUUCAUGGUGGAAUGAAUUCGGAUAAUGCUACUUUAUCUGAUUUGUGGCAUUUUUCUGGAGGCUCUUGGAAUGAAAUUACUCCAACAAGUAAAACUCCGGAAGCAAGAUAUGGACACACUUUAGUUUUUUCCUUAUAUGGAAAUGCAAAACUUGUAUUUCUCUUUGGUGGAAAUAGAAAAGGCUUUAAUGGAGCAUUGGGUGAUACAUGGGUUCUUAACCUUAACACUCUUAAAUGGAAGGAGAUUACCAAAACUACGGGACCUAACCCCCGUGCACGAUGGGCGCAUUCUGCACAACUCUUUGAUGAGUGGAUGAUAAUAUACGGUGGAAUUACAAACGGGUGGAUAGACAAUUAUGCCCUCUCAGAUAUGUACGCUUUGAACAUUUACACGUUCUCUUGGUUCGAAGUCGAUAUAAGUAGAUCCAAAUGUUUCAACAGAGGAUAUUAUGGGUCGUUAUGCUUGGUACCUUAUAAGAAAUCAUUGCACAUUUUUGGAGGAUCGGACGAAUCCGACGAGUUUUCGGACGCAUUCAGUUUGUCCCCAUUAGUGACUUACGUGUACUACAAGAACUUGACAGAAAAAAUUGAGAACCUCGAUGCUAAAAUGAAAAUUAUUAACGAAAACACGAAUAGCAACGAUCAAGUUAAUUUAACUGAAUUUGAGUUGAAAAUAUCAGAAUUAAAAGGGGAAGUCAAUAACAUAAGCAACAUGAUGAAAACGUUCGAAAUGAAAUUUUUCGCACUUGAAAAGCUAAAUGAACAAUGUGAAAAGUUGCUCUCAAAAAAUAUGAACGCAGAAGCUUUAGAAAAAUUAGAGCAGCGCAUUCGAAAGUUGGAAUCGUCAAAUAUAUUGAUGAAACAUGAAAGUAUAUAG